Endocarpon pusillum Z07020 is the source of this 1503-nucleotide messenger RNA. Its product is annotated as Eukaryotic peptide chain release factor subunit 1. Bases 1 to 1503 code for a protein of 500 amino acids. Lineage: Eukaryota; Fungi; Ascomycota; Eurotiomycetes; Verrucariales; Verrucariaceae. The record is from RefSeq and is a predicted model, not a curated record. Gene Ontology annotation, cellular component: cytosol; translation release factor complex. The transcript is spliced from 4 exons. Gene Ontology annotation, molecular function: sequence-specific mRNA binding; translation release factor activity, codon specific. Gene Ontology annotation, biological process: cytoplasmic translational termination.
AUGAGUGCUCCGCAGCAGAACGAGGCGGAAAAGAAUAUUGAGAUAUGGAAAGUCAAGAAACUCAUCAAGCGCCUGGAAGCAGCGAGAGGCAAUGGAACCUCCAUGAUAUCACUCAUUAUUCCCCCCAAAGACCAAGUUUCUCGGGCAGCUAAGAUGUUGGCCGACGAGUUUGGCACAGCCUCGAAUAUCAAGUCGCGAGUCAACCGUCUAUCUGUUUUAUCAGCCAUCACGUCCACCCAGCAGCGUCUCAAGUUGUACACGAAAGUGCCUCCUAACGGCCUUGUUGUCUACUGCGGCGAAAUUAUCACGUCUGAAGGAAAAGAACGCAAGAUCAAUAUCGACUUCGAACCUUUCAAGCCCAUCAAUACCUCACUCUACCUAUGCGACAACAAGUUUCAUACAGAGGCACUUAGUGAACUGCUCGAAUCAGAUCAAAAGUUUGGCUUCAUCAUCAUGGACGGAAAUGGCGCUCUGUUUGGCACACUGAGCGGCAAUACAAGAGAUGUGGUACACAAAUUCUCGGUCGACCUACCGAAGAAGCAUGGUCGUGGUGGACAGUCAGCACUACGAUUUGCGCGGCUACGUGAAGAAAAGCGCCACAACUAUGUGCGGAAGGUGGCCGAAUUGGCUGUUCAAAACUUCAUCAGCAACGACAAGGUCAAUGUGGCAGGUCUCAUUCUUGCGGGUUCCGCUGAUUUCAAGAACGAUCUGAACCAGUCUGACAUGUUUGAUAAUCGUCUCUCAACUAAAGUCAUCAAAGUCGUCGAUGUGUCAUAUGGUGGAGAAAACGGAUUCAAUCAGGCCAUCGAACUCGCUGCAGAAACAUUGAGCAAUGUAAAAUUCAUUCAGGAAAAGAAAUUAAUUGGGAAGUACUUUGAAGAGAUCAGCCAGGACAGCGGAAAAGUAUGCUACGGUGUGGACGACACAUUGAAGGCGCUCGAGCUCGGUGCCGCGGAGACGUUGAUCGUCUAUGAAAAUCUUGACGUUACCCGCUGGGUUUUAAAGUCAUCAGAUGGAGUGGAAAGAAUUCUCCAUACCACAAAGACUCAAGAAGCAGACCGAGAACAAUUCAUGGACAAGGAAACGGGACAAGAAAUGGAGAUUGUUGACCAAGGCUCUUUCCUUGAGUGGCUCGCUGAAAAGUACAAAGAUUUUGGGGCCAAUCUUGAAUUUGUUUCAGACCGAUCCAGCGAAGGUAAUCAGUUUGUUAAAGGUUUCGGAGGGAUAGGUGCCAUUCUGCGCUACAAGGUCAAUUUUGAACAACUCGCUGAUUUUGAUGACGAAGAUGAAUUCUAUGAUGAGAGCGAGGAAGAAUCUCCAAAGAUCCAACACACGGCAUCUUUGACGGCUCUUCCGGCUCGGCAAAAUGCAAGUGACUCACCAGGGUCUCCAUCAGCUGGGACUCCGAUAUUGCCGGGAAAGCGCACAGUUAAGCCACCAGCCACGCAGGAACUCGACCUUGUGCACGGUCGUUCCAGCCUUCGCCACGUGGAAAUGGUCUGA